Messenger RNA from Fraxinus pennsylvanica, 432 nucleotides. Lineage: Eukaryota; Viridiplantae; Streptophyta; Magnoliopsida; Lamiales; Oleaceae. The record is from the annotation of a GenBank genome assembly.
AUGGGUCAAGAAGAAGAUCGGUGGGUGGCAAUCCCGCCGCCGCAGCCGUUUGUGAAGUCACUGAAGAACACUCUAAACGAGACAUUCUUCCCCGACGAUCCACUCCGGCAAUUCAAGAAUCAGCCACCGUGCCAAAAGUUAAUAUUUGGCCUUGCAAUUCCUCAAGGAAUUAGUUAUGCAAAACUUGCAAACUUGCCACCAAUUCUUGGCGUAUAUUCAAGCUUUGUUUCGCCAUUAAUAUAUGCAAUCAUGAGAAGUUCUAAGGGCUUAGCAGUGGGGACUGUUACUGUUGGAUCACUCCUUACAGCUUCUAUGUUAGGCAACGUAGUGAAUGCAAAUGAGAAUCCAAAACUUUAUCUUCAUCUUUCUUUUAUAUCUACAUUUUUUCACUGGCCUCUUCGAAGCUGCUCUGGGCAUUUUCAGGCAAGUUAA